Messenger RNA from Leptinotarsa decemlineata (Colorado potato beetle), 4184 nucleotides. RefSeq names its product sortilin-related receptor. Gene Ontology annotation, molecular function: protein binding. NCBI's taxonomy places the organism in Eukaryota, Metazoa, Arthropoda, Insecta, Coleoptera, Chrysomelidae. Gene Ontology annotation, biological process: post-Golgi vesicle-mediated transport. The record is from RefSeq and is a predicted model, not a curated record. Gene Ontology annotation, cellular component: membrane; Golgi apparatus.
UUCAAGCCAGUUGUAAUCCUCUUGUCGAAGGAAUACAAUGUAUAAAUUACUUGCUUGGUUGUGGUUAGUGUGCUACACUUCUGUGAGCGGGGAUUUCCAAAAAGACUGGAGAACAUUGCAUGGGACUGUGGAUUCCCCCGACCAUGUGAUAAACUUGAUUACUUUUGACCCUACGCCUUCAAAUGACGGAUUUAUAAAGAUAAAUAACUUACAUGAUUCUCACAAACAGUUGAUAACUCAUUGGGUUAGUGGAAAAAGUAAAGUAGUCAUAUGUUUGGCUCGAGAUCCGGAACCCCUCAGUACUUCUUCAUCAACUGUUUUCAUAUCCUAUGACAAUGGUGAUAGUUACAUCAAUAAGAAAGAAAGCUUGAAGAUGCCCAAUGGAAGUUAUGCUAUUAUAAAUAAAUUUUAUUGCCAUCCCAGAAACCAAACACAUCUUAUAUUUACCGACACAACAUAUAAUUGGAUAUAUUUAACAAGGGAUUAUGGAAAAACAUUUGAAUCGCAGCAGUUGAAGUCCUCGCCAGAAGAAGUAUCCUUUUAUAAUAUGGAUCCUGAUACUUUUGUGGUUUUGGACAAAAUAUCGGAGAUGUUGGUAAGCCGGGAUUUCGGAAAAAGGGUUACAAAUUCUCUUGACUUCGUCAAUUCAGUUUACUGGAUUAAUCAUAAUCGAAAAGACCACUUAGUUGUACAGUGGAAGGGACCCCAUAAUCAAACGAAUAGCACAUCAAUUUUAUAUACUGACUUUUCUAGAAAUGGAGAAUAUAGCACUGGAGUAAAAGAUAUGUUUUUCGUUGGAAAUUAUUUAUUCACAACAAAAGUUGACGCAAAGGGAAGCUUGACGUUAUUCGCUUCCUUCACAUUGGGAAAACAAUUUGAAUGUGUUUUCGAAACUACAAAAAAAAUUCUCAGCUAUUACGUGGUGGACGUUUCAGACAAUCGAGCCCUAAUUGUUGCCAGCCAUUCGAAUAAAUCAUCCACUUUAUAUGUGUCUGAAGACUUGGGAGGAAUCAACGAUACAAUUCGAUUCACUCCAUCACUUGAGAAUGUUUUCGCGUUCUUUCCUUCCAUCAGCUUCCAAAAUACAUGGUUACCGAAAGUUUCCAAAAACGCGUUUGUGGAUGUCUACAAAGUGCAAGGAAUAAGCGGUAUUUAUAUAGCUUCCCAGCAAAUUCAUCAAUCAGAUGAUAACGUUUUGAAUUCAGAAAAUUUGAGAAGUCUCAUUACAUUCGAUAACGGUGUUUCAUGGCAUUCUAUCGUAGCUCCUCAGACCAAUCAUCGUGGAGUCUCGACUGGUUGCGUGUUAUCCCAGAAUUGUUCCCUACACUUGACUCAAAAAUUGAACGAACUUUCUCCUGAUACAAAAACAACGAGCAUUUUUUCAAGCGAAACUGCACCAGGACUGAUCUUGGCUACCGGUGUUAUGGGAAAUAAUUUGGAAGGUCAACGUGAUGUUUACAUUAGCGUUGAUGCCGGCCUUACUUGGAGGCAAACUCUAAAAGGUAGUCAUCUUUACAGAAUAGGAGACCAUGGAGGCAUUCUUGUUGCAGUUGAAGAUUUCAAGAAUCAUGCCCUUACUAGAGUUAUCAAGUAUUCUACUGAUGAUGGUGAACAUUGGAAAGAAAUCAUCUUUCAAAAUGAUUUUAUGAAAGUGUAUGAGCUAUUGAGUGCAACAGAUGAAAGCACUAUUUUCACUUUGUUUGGUUCACUCCCGGGAAAACACGAAUGGAUGACAGUAAAAAUCGAUUUGGAAAUAGUUUUCAACCGAACUUGUUCUCAGAACGACUUCACAGUAUGGUUUCCCAGGCAGAAUACAGAUAAUAAGUAUUACAUACCUUGUAUUCUUGGUCAACAAAUAACCUAUGAACGGAAAAUUCCUCACGCUAACUGUCGGCAUGGUUUGACUUAUGUUAGAAAUAUCUCCAAACAGUCUUGUAAUUGUGAUGCCGAUGAUUUCAUAUGCGAUUAUGGGUUUAUAUCAACUGACAUUCCACAUCGAUGUAUCCUUGCCAAUCCACUGAAGUAUUAUGAUCCAUAUAAGGUUCCAGCUAACUGCAGACCAGGUCAUUUUUAUAACAGAACAAAAGGAUAUCAAAAAAUAGCUGGAGAUCUUUGCAGUGGUGGUUUAGAAAGUCUGUAUAUGCCUGACAUAGUUCCUUGUUCAGAAAACGAUGCUAAUGAAUUUCUUCUUAUUGGUCAAAGGGAUCGUAUUUCACGAUAUAAUAUUUCAACUGAUAUGAUAGAACAAUUUCCGAUCAAGUCUUUGAAGAACAUUUCAUCCGUGGACUUCGAUAUAACGUCUGACUGUGUGUAUUGGACUUAUAAUAAUACAAUAGGCCAAAUAGAAAAACUUUGUUUGGGACACAAUAAUUUCACGACAACACAGAUUUAUAGAGGGUCGAAUGCUGUUGUAGGAAUAUCUCUAGAUUGGAUAUCAAAAACGCUUUUUUUCAUUAUCGAUGGUACCCGUACAGAAAUACAGUCAAUAAAUGUAAACUACAUCAGCAGAAGCCCAACUACUAUAUUGAACUCUACAGUUUUGAAAAAGCCUACAUGUAUUGUAGUACACCCCAUAGCCGGUUAUAUAUUUUGGGGCGAUUGGUCGGCUGACAAUGCAACAAUCAACAGAGCUGACUCAGAUGGAAGUAACGUGAAGACACUAUUUGGCAGAGAUAAGGUAGAAAUGCCCAGUAGUUUAACAAUUGAUUAUAUGACCAACAGACUUUACUGGGUAGAUCCUCGAAGAAACUAUAUUGGUAGUAGCGAUUUUCAAGGAAAUGGUUUCUUUAAAGUAGCUUCAGUAACAUAUCCAAUUUCGAUCGCGAUUUUGAAGAACAGUCUCUACUGGGGUAGCUCUAAAAGUAGUUCCAUAUCGAAAGCAGACAAAACCUUCUUCGAAAAUGUAGAAACUGUACUAAAACAAGUUUCGGAUAUAAUGAGCCUAAAAGCUAUCUCUAGUAGUAUUCAAACACGUAAUAACGGAUGUAGCAAUUCCUCGUGUCCCUACAUUUGCGUAAGUUUACCUAAAAACAACUUCGCUUGCUUAUGUCCGAAUGGGCUAAUAUUGAGAGACGGAAAAUGUGUAUGCCCUGACCAGGGCCAAUUUACGUGCCGGAAUUAUAAUUGCUUACCCAAUGUUUGGAAAUGUGAUGGCUCUAAUGAUUGUGGGGAUAACUCUGAUGAGGAUCAUUGCGAAGUACCCACAUGUCCGGAUUCUUCUUUUCUUUGCGAUGAUAGAAAAUGUAUUCCCAUGAUGUGGAGGUGUGAUAAUAAUAAAGACUGCAAUGAUGGUACAGAUGAGAUGGGAUGUCCGAAACAUAAAUGUACCGACAAAGAAUUUCAAUGUGAUAAUGGAAAAUGCAUUGACAUAAACUUAAAAUGUAACGGUGAAAAAGACUGCCCAGAUAUAUCCGACGAAAAAAAUUGCACUUCAAAAAAUUUUACACAUUGUGGAACCCAUCAAUUCACCUGUAAAAGCGGAAGCUGUAUACCUUUAUCUGCUAAAUGCGAUCUCGAAAAUGAUUGUGGUGAUUUUUCCGACGAAGUAGAUUGCAGCUAUGAAACAUGUUCCGAAGAGGAAGUAUCUUGUGGGCCUCAUCAAAAUAUUCCAAAUCAAUGUAUUCAUAAAAGUAUGAUUUGUGACGGUUUUCCGAAUUGCGCAAACGGCGAAGAUGAAGUCAAUUGUUCAACAAGAACGUCGAAAUCGAAGGGAUCGAAUAAAACGACUUCAACGUCGAAAUCAAACGAAACCAACCAGGAGAAUUUGAGAAAAACUUGCAGCAAGAGUUUCAUGUUUUUAUGUAAAAAUCAACGCUGCAUCCCCACUUUCUGGAAAUGUGAUGGUUCUAAUGAUUGUGGUGACAAUAGCGAUGAAGAGGGGUGUUGAUUCCUCGAAACAAAUCACCCCGUACUUGAUGAAAAUAAAUGAAGCAUUUCAGUCAAUUAUUGAAUUAAUGAUCAAAAUGUGUGAACUUUCACUGUCGGAGAUAACUGCGUUUAAAUUAUUUUCCAGGUUUGAUGACAGUGUUCUUGUAGUUUUCAUUUCUGACGUUUGGUUUACGACUGCAGUGGACACGUCAGCCAUAAACACCUGCAGAUCACGACCAACAAACCAGGAGUAUAACAUACACAUUGAUGAAUGUAUUUUAAGGAAAUAAGUAUCUGUAAAUACAUUUUUAUGGUAA